CAAAUGAUCAAAAACAAAAGAUGCAAGAAAGAUGCUAAAGAGCAGAACCUAUCUAACUUUUCACAAGGGAAUCCAAAGCUAGCUAGAUGGUAACAAAGUUGCCAACUUUCUUUCGUUUCUAUUGGCUGAAUCACAUUGGUACUCAUAAUUUUCAUCCAUCAGCGUAAAAACCAACGUUCAGAAGUAGUCAAAAAAACAAAAAAUCGCAGUCUGUAUAAGUAUAUGCACAUUGUUUUACCUCAAAGAAGCAAGAAGAGCAAAAACAAAGGAGGAAAAACUCACAGAAGCCAAGUGAGAUCCAAAAUGACGAACCAAGUUCACAGCUUUCUUCUUCUCCUCUGCCUGUUGCUUGGCGUCCAAUUCAUACCUCAUCCUUGCGUCGAUGGCCUCAGCAGCCACAAUCUUUGCGUGCAAUGUGCCACUGUGAAGGAGCACAAGUGCCCUUCGAGCUCAGACUUCCCUCACGUGACAGCUUUCGACAACAGGCUUAUCGCUGGAGCGCUCCAAUCUGAUCUCGUCGAUGUUAAUGACAGAGGGAUUUACUCUGUCCCCAAUGUCGAAGGAGGGAAGUCGAGGCAAUACAAUGCUUACUUUGGCUGGCAGUCCACUUCUGGUUCUGCUUCUGGCUAUCACAGGUUCAGCAACUAUAUGGACAAAUGCUCUGGUGGAAAGAGUUAUCUAACAGUAGAUAAGGUUGGCAAGGUGGCUCUUCGAUCGUUGAAGUCACUGGAAACCUUAGCAGAAGCUGACUGGAAAUCUAUCAAUCCGCCAGCGAAAGUAAAUCACAGAGGAUACAGAUUCUGGUUAUCUCAUAGCAGUGGGAAAUGCCUUACAGUUCUGGGAGGACAUGGAGAGAAAAGAACCGUUGGUGUAGCUGACUGCAAGUUUGAUGGCUCAAACAAGAAGCAGCUCUUUGCCUUCAGAUUCCAUUACCAUAAAGCCUUCUGUGGUUGUGGUGUCUUCAAUAAUUGACUUCCUUCAACUGUAUAACUUGCACAAUAAGUUACAUACAUAUGGAUCACGUCUCAUAGUUAUGCUAUGGAAAUUUUCAAGAUUGCCCUACUGUUUUAUCAAAGGGGCAAAGGAACAUGCAAAUACUCAUAUGCAGUUGAAUUCCUAACACCUAACUAAAAAUCAUCAUAAAAUGCUAACUAAAGUGGUUCGUUGACA
This is a messenger RNA of Linum trigynum, 1170 nucleotides long. The record is from the annotation of a GenBank genome assembly. NCBI's taxonomy places the organism in Eukaryota, Viridiplantae, Streptophyta, Magnoliopsida, Malpighiales, Linaceae.